AUGGGCGACAAAGGGAAAGAAGAACGGAACGAGAGGCUAAUUCAGCAAGGAUCACGAUCGAAACCGAUCGAGAGCGAUCUCGAUCGAAACGUGACCCUGGAGGAAAGGCGAAGAAUCGACGAAAGACGAGGACGAGACACGGACGAAACGCGUGGAGUAAAUACGAGGGAAAACGUUGAAGGUUUCUUCGCGAGCCUUGGUUGGAGCUCGGACGGGACGAGGCGCGUUUCGCGAGCCUCCGCGAACGAGGUGCCGGCCCCGUUGACACCCCAACGACGCGCCAGGCUUCACUGUCCCUCUCGUCAUCCUGGGAGAAACAACAAUCGGCCGAUCGGCACCGUCUCCGUGUCCGGACUCGAUCGCCGGCAUAAUUGUUCGCGCUGUGGCAAGAGCUACAAAAACGCUUACAUACUCAAGAGGCAUUUGCUGUACGAAUGUGGCAAAGCGCCCUCGUUUAAUUGUCCCCAUUGCGCGUUUAGCUCCAAGUACGAAAGGAACCUGAAGGCGCACAUUAAUCAUCGCCACGUGGCCUCUCAGUCCACCGGCAGCACCGGCACUGCCGUUAAUCAGAGGGCCUGAAGGAGAAUUCGUACCACCUCCGGAUCAACUCCGAGGGCACGCGCGAGUUUUCCACGAAAACGCCCGUUACCUUGAGAAAAUCCAAUCUUUUCUUUUCUCUUCGCGUCUAUCCAGAUCCGAGUAUCUUUCCUAUUUAUUUCUCCGUUUUUAUCCGAUCGACCGUGCGAUCGCUCGUUAAACGAGCAUCGCUCUAUUCAACCCCGU
Eufriesea mexicana is the source of this 783-nucleotide messenger RNA. RefSeq lists its product as uncharacterized. The coding region runs from base 1 to 579 and encodes 192 amino acids. The transcript has 3 exons. Lineage: Eukaryota; Metazoa; Arthropoda; Insecta; Hymenoptera; Apidae. The record is from RefSeq and is a predicted model, not a curated record.